AUGUCUCGUCCUCAGUGCUGGUGUACAGCAUCUCUUGGGACAACCGAGACCUCCACCGCCUGCACCUACCCCUGCGCUGGAAACCCUGGGGAGACCUGCGGCGGCUUUGACGCGCUUUCGCUGUACAAGAUCGUCUCGGUCACCACCCCUCCCACCGAUGAUCCUACCCCCGCGCCUCUGACUACCCCGGCGCCUAUGCCCACCGCGGAGCCCGUGAUCCCCUCGGGCGACUUCGAGUUGAUCGGAUGUGUUGCUGAUGAUCAAGGCAACAACGUGAGACGAAGAGGAGUCUAUGAAUACAUGGUUCAGGCUUCGUUGUUGGAGAAAAAGCGGAUGCUGGACGAGCUCCAGCUCUCGGACGAGCAGCGAAACGUAAUCGACGCUCUUAUCAAGGAGCAGGUCAAGAUCAAAGUAGAAGAAGCAGCAGCAGCAGAGCGCCCCGCAGCACAGAGCGAGGGCAUGCCUCCCGAAGGAGGCGACACCCGGCUAGAGAGGCCGGCUGGCUCGGAGUCAAGCCCGCGACCCGAAGACCAGCCCCGAUCGCCGGCGGACGUCAGCCUCAUCGACACCCUCGCGCGGGCCUUGCAGAGGUUUCUCAACUAUUACCGAGUGCACGCAGAAACGGACAAGUUGGAGUUGCAAGGGCAGUGGUACUCGUUGAAGCAGCAAGUAGGGGAGGAGCCCCGGCGCUAUCUCACAAGAGCAUCAGUACUUCGCCAGAAACUAGAAGCGUUCGGUUGGAUGCAAUCCGAUCAUGAUGCUAAUGUCCACUAUGUACAUAACCUUCUGCCCGAUUUCAAUGUGCAGAGGAGCGUGUUGUUGGCGCAUUCGGAGGUCAAGACGGAAUUGGUAGAGAAGGUGAUUCUGACUGCCUGGGCGAAGACGGAGGCCGCUAGGAAGAGGGCGUCGGAGAGCGUGGGGGCGUAUGCCCUCGUCACUGGCGGCGACAACCGUGGUGGUGGGGGCGGGAACAUGGGGGAUAGGGGAAAGACGAGAGGACAGCGGAGGACGGCAGCGCGGCAACANGGAACAUGGGGGAUAGGGGGAAGACGAGAGGACAACGGAGGACGGCAGCGCGGCAACAGCAGCAACAUCCGCAGCAGCCAGAGCAGCAGCAUCAGCCGUACUUCAAGCAGCAGCAACAGGAGAGUGGUGUUUCCUUCCGCUCCUCAAGGGCCGCAUGGUAUGGAGUUGGUAGCUGUUCCCGGCCUGCCCUCGCCCGACAUCUCCAUUUCCAUUUUUUAUGAGAGUACUGACGAUGAUGACCGUGGAUGCAUUCCGUACACAGAGCAGGGAGAUUACGAGUGGGCUGUGUACCUAUUGGAACAAAGAGAGGCGAAGGGGAAGAAGGCGGGCGUGUCUCACCAAUCGGGCACACGCGCGGAGUUGCCGCACGAUCUUUGGCAUAUCGAUCUGUGUGGGCCGAUGACGGCCUCGCUGGGGGGGUCGUUUUUCAUGAUCAUGUUCGCGGACAGCUUCUCGCGGUGUUUGAAGCUUUACGGGAUGAGGCGCGAGUCGGACACCCUCGCCUUCGUCAAGAAGUUCAUCGCCGACAUGAGUGGCACCGGUGUCCCUCGUUCUUUCCGGAUGGACAACGGGGGGGGGUUCGUGAGACGCGACUUCAUCGCCUUCUGCGACAACGCCGGCAUCCGCCGUACGUACACGGCGCCGGGCACCCCGCAGCAGAAUGGUCCGGCGGAGAGUGCGAUCUGGCGCGUGAACAAGGCCGGCCACGCCGCUCGUCUCGAGGCACGCCGCCUGUUCCCCAAGAUCGACUUCACCCACGUCCCCGGCUUCGGACGCGAUGGCGAGCGACUUUGGCUAGAUUCGUGUCACUUGGCUGCCGGCGGCUUCAACCGUUCUCCGACCAAGGCAAACGUCGGGUACAAGUCGCCGCACGAGCUCUUCACCGGCCGCCCGCCCCCACUGCAGAUCGUCCCGUUCUUGCAGCCGGGGUACAUGCGUGUGAUGCGCGCGCGGAAGAUGGAUCCCCAGGCAGUGCUGUGCUGCUACCUCAACAACGGCGACAACCAUCACGAGUCGGCGGUCAAGGUCCUCAAGUUCGCGACGGGGCGCGUGUGCAUGACGAACAACGUCGUGUGGGUCUCCGACCGCGCGCCGUUGCUGACCCCGCCGCUGGAGAUGCCGGCGCCGGCGGGCGAGGGGGGGGAUUCGGAUGUCGCCGCCGCACCGUUUUUAAUAGAGUACAUUUCACCGCCUCUGUUACCCCCCUCACCGUUCGCCCGCUCUCCCACUUCACCCGCUGCCAUAUUCUCACAGGCGCCGCCGGCAACUUCCACACCACCAUCGCCGGCGGCGCCGCCUACCGCAGCCACACCAUCGCCGCCGGUCACCGCGCCGUNUGCGAUUUGUGCGUGUCGUGCCGCGGUCGCCUUGGCGCCGCCGGCAACUUCCACACCACCAUCGCCGGUGGCGCCGUCUACCGCAGCCACACCACCGCUACAGGUCAUCGCGCCGCCUGCAACGCCGUUCGCCGUUCGCCGCUGCGCCACCGUUCGCCACCACCACGCCGCCGGCAACACCGUUCACCGCCGCGCCACCAUUUACCACCACCGCGCCACCUGCAAUGCCGUUCGCCGCUGCGCCACCGUCUUCCGCCGUCGCGCCGCCCGGUGCCGCGCCAUCGACCAAGAUGCCGCCGCUCACUACGAGGACCAUCCGUGA
Ectocarpus sp. CCAP 1310/34 is the source of this 2685-nucleotide messenger RNA. NCBI's taxonomy places the organism in Eukaryota, Phaeophyceae, Ectocarpales, Ectocarpaceae. The record is from the annotation of a GenBank genome assembly.